Messenger RNA from Harpegnathos saltator (Jerdon's jumping ant), 4581 nucleotides. It is a transcript of the gene jv, whose product is annotated as javelin. Bases 447 to 3947 code for a protein of 1166 amino acids. NCBI's taxonomy places the organism in Eukaryota, Metazoa, Arthropoda, Insecta, Hymenoptera, Formicidae. The transcript has 5 exons. The record is from RefSeq and is a predicted model, not a curated record.
UUUUCUUCUGAAAUACGGUAGCGGCUUUUGAUCUCAAAGGCAGCUUUUAAAUUGACUGCUUUAAAUUGAAAUUACCUUUAGCUUCGAAGUAGCUGCUUGAAAUUUAGAUUCAAAGCCCGCGCGCCGCGCCGCGGCGUGCUUCGGAUCUUACAGGAGAUCUUGCUACGGCGUGUUGUUUUCGGUGUGUAUUAGUGAAAGGGUUAAUAAUAUACAUCGGCGAUCGCGCGCCGUGGCUGCGACUUUACCUUUGCUCUCAUCAUCAUCAUGAGGAUGAUAUCCGCGAGUCGGGUGAAAGCGCGCACGAGUUGGCUGAUACAGCCCGCUCUAAUCAGCUCUAAGCGCGACGCGCGUUUCUUUGUAGCUUUCUUUGUAGUUUCUUUGUCGCGUGGCGAUGCCACCUGCGCGGCGUGCACGCUUCUAUUAAUGAUCCGCGCGUUCCCAACAACAUGUUUUUCGACGUAUGUUGCACGCACCAUCUCAAUCGCAGGGAGGCCAGCAGCCGCUACGAGUCGCAGUCGGCGCAGUCGACGCAGGAUCGCAGGAAGCUGCUGAAGCGCACGCGGAGCCUCGCGGUGAUAUCGGAGGACGAGUCGCGGCAGGAGCGAGAGGCCCGCCACUUCCGGCUGGGUCAGUCGACCUUCGAUCUGCCGAGGAGGCAUCAGUUGAUACCGAGGGCCAAGCUGAUCGAUCGGAAUUCUCUCAAGGACAGACUCUCCAAGAGUCAGCAGCACCUCACGGACUCUUACGAGAGGUUCAACGAGGCGAGGUCCUACCACUCGCGAUCGACGUGCGGCCUUCACUCGAUCCCGUCGGGUCUCGUGUCUCUUCCAGAUCCGCUGCCCUGCAGCCGAGGGAGUCGCGCUGAUCCCGACAGGUUGAACAUCCUCGACUGGCCGGAUCCGCCGAGGCGGUAUCGCAGUGUGCAAAACUUGGACACCGUGAGCGGCCUGGUCGACAUCGUCGAGGACAAUUGGCCCAUCGAAGGCAAUCGCAGCAUCGAUUGCAUAUACACGCAGGUGAAGCGCAAGCGCAAGGAGCACCGCAGUUUAGACAGCAUCCUCUUCGAGGAUGACGGCGAGCUGGAGUACUUCGACGUGCUGAAUUUACUGCCGCUCUCCAACGUGCGGCUGGAAUACGACGAGGACGACUCGGCGGACGGUAAUUUCGAGCGGCGGGACUCGCGAGACUUGAGAGUCCUCGAGUACCGCGAGCCGAGCAGCGCCGAGCAGGAUUCGCCCUCCACGAGCGUCGCGGACGAAGAGAAGAGCGCCGUCAAAAAAAGCAAUACCGCCGCGCGAGCCGACGACGACGACGACGACGACGACGGCGAGAGCGAGGGCGAGGGCGAGGGCGAGGGCGACGAUCCCGGGCGGAAGAUUCACGAGGACCUCGACUCAGCGGCGGGACACCGUCGCGAAUCUGAAGGAAGUUUCGGUCUGAACGAUCUGAACGAAGACUCGGAUAUUAACUCGGCAAACAAGUUCGCGGAUCAGCGCGCUCCCUCCUCAUCCUCUUCCACGUCGUCGUCCUCGUCCAAGUUCAAGCGGGAGCGAUACAAAGCCGAUGUCGAGAGUCUUAUAAGUCCUCCGUGCGAGGAGGAUCGCAAGCUCGAGGAGGUAGAGGACUACAAGUCGAUUUGGAUCUCGGACAGCGAGGAGCACGACGAGAUGUCGAGAAGACCGCAGAUUCUCAAGGUCGUCGACAACGACGUCACCAAGAGGCGACAUCGGCGCUCGGUCGUGGAGAUCGAUGCCGUCGUCGAGGACGUGCCAAAGUACAAGCAGCCGCAGGAGCUGGAGCGGACAAAGGGCGCGAACGAGCGCGUCGACGUCUCCACGUUGAGCAAGACGGGCAACAUUCACGGGAAAAAUGCGGAGAACGCCGCGACGGCGGGAAAUGCGGCCGAGGUGACGACGCCGGAGGACGCGAGGAGUUUUUUCGAGCGGAAAACCACGGAGAGGGAGACGGAGCGGAAUAAGCAGAACGAGGGUAGAUUCGAGAGGAUAGUAAAGGAGACGUCCAAUAUCCUUGGCAAGGCGUGCAGCGUCGUAAAGGGGAGCCUGGGUUUCGAGGCGAGGUCAGAGAGUUCCGACCUCGGCCUCGGCUCCGAGUCUGGCAGUGACUCUCGCAGGAGAUCGAUGGACGAUGGCGCCGCCGAGGACGAUCGGUCGGCCAGGAACGCGGGAGACAGUUCCAGCGCGCCGGCCGACAUGGCCAGCAUGGGCGACGGCAAAAAGCCGCACACCAAUCUCACCAGGUCGAGGAGCUGCGUGGACUCGAUAGAGUGCCAGGACGACGGACCGGAGUUCGAUCACGUGCGCUACAAGAUCGUCAAGUCGCACAUGUUCAGCAAGAACAUGUUCAACACCGGCCGCGGCGACGUCACCUACGACGGGCUGAUGCAGUACCUGCGCGAGUACUCGUUCCAAGAGCUGCUGAUGGACAACAACGUCGUAAUCAUCGAGCCGGUGCGCGCCGAGCCGGUGGAGCGUAAGUCGUCGUCGUCGCCGUUGGCCAGAACCGAGCCGUCGUCCUGCAAGAUCGCCGGCGCGAUCCAGAAGAAAGCCGAGAGGAGCGGCGAACGAGCGGCCGGCGACGGCGCUGUUAAAAGUCCCAACAAGUCGGUCAUCAGGAAGCACUUCUUCUACCACCCGAUCAGGGUGAAUCGCGAGCUGAUCGAUGAAGAACUGCCGGACCCGGAUACCGUGCGAAACGUGAGACGCAUGUUCGAGAACACCCUGAAGAAGAAGAGCACGUCCGACGCGGAAUUCUCGAGAGACUGCAAGAGCAGGAGGUGCCUCAGCAUGAAGGAUCUGACGAGCAUCGACGACGGCCGAUACGACGAUAUGUCCGACAAGGCGCGCGAGGAAUCCAGAUCCAGGUGCUCCAGCAGGGCGAAGGAUCUCACGAGACUCUUCGAGACCAAGUCCACGUCGUCGAGCGCCUCCAUCAGCAAGGAGGAGUCCGGCAGCCCGCGAGGGGAGUCGAAGACGAGGAUUCUCGCGCAGAGCUUCGAGGCCAGAAGCGGCAACACGUCACCGAGCGACUGCUCUAACUGCUCCAAGAACAAGGUCGGUCGUUACCACCAUCAUCAUCAUCAUCACCACCAUCAUCAUCAUCAUCAUCAUCAGAACUGGGACUCUGGUAGCGUGAGUUCCGGGGUGUCGAGCGAUUAUCCCGAUACCGACGGCGGCAGCGCGGCUCACUGCACGUCCUCCGACGACGAGGACGUCAACUGCCACGAGGACGACGGCGCGGACACGAGCGGCCCGGGUCACUACGUGUCGCAGGACGUGCUGAGGAAGAUCCGCGAGUGCGGCACCUCGGUGACGUACUACGGCGGCAAGGUGGUGAAUACGCACAACGGGCCGCUCAUCUCGCCGCUGAUCGGCAACGGCUUCAAGCGGACCGACCGCUCGAGCGACUACGUGAAGUUCAAGCUGGUGAAGAGCAACUCGUGCGACAGCAGGCUCGAGUUGACCGGCAGAUUCGUGGAGGGCAGGUCGUUGCCGCCGCGUCGUGACCGCGACCGCGGCACCGGCGAUCUCCGCCAAUGCACGAUCGUGGAGACGCCGAGCAUCGAGAUCACAACGAUCGAACGGCAGCAACAGGACGACGAGGAGGAACGGCGGAACGAGGGGAUCGGCCAGACCGAGCAGGUGAAGCGGGAGCCGCCGGUGGUGAUUGGACUGGAGCCGAAGAAAGAAGACCCGAAGGAGCUGAGGACUUUCAAGGCGGACUUUAAGCUCGGCAACUUGGACGACGAGUCGAGAUCCAAUUAUCCGAGCAGAUUCGCAGCGAGCGCGCUCACGAGAUGGGAAGUGAAUACCAGCGACUGGAAGCCCGGCAAUGAUUUCGGCAAGAUGGAGUUCGAGGAGUUUGAGGUCCUCGAGGAUAGCCUCAAUGGGAUCGAGCUGGGCCAGAACGAAUACGCGCAAACAUCCUGAGAGAACGGCCCCUCCAAUUGAUAUAUUUAUUUCUUCGACGAACGAUCGGACAGCCGAGGAUUGCCAAAGGAGAUGACGUAAUUGAUACCUUAAUAAUGAAUCACACUAAUGUACGCACAUACAGACAUCGCAAGAUUUAUCGAGACGUCACUGCAGCAUACGACGAUCGUGCGUUCACACGCACGAGCGGCGUAUUCAGCGAUGAAAAAAUUAUUUACCGUCAAACCGCGAACACGGGAGGGUUUGUUUUUCGAGAUAUGGAGUUUUCUCUCCCUCCCUCUCUCUCUCUCUCUCUCUCUCUCUCUCCCUUGCACGCGCGCGCGGCAAAGGCGAGUAUCGGCGAGAAGACGUUGAUAAUCCGGAUAACUUAAUUUUGGGCACAUUAAGUACCAUUAAUCUCGAUUAAGUCCGUUGCAGAUGGAUAAAAUCCAUGCGAGUCAUAUUUCAGAGCGGGUGAUAAGCCGAUCGAUAAAGCGUGAGUUUUACGAAGUCACGGUAUGGAGGAUUCUCAGCGUAGCUGAGUCACAUGUGAUGCACGAAGGAUUCACGAAGCGCACGCGAACGUGACCGAUGUAAUUUGUGAAUGUGUACCAAAUGUGUAAUAAAUAUGAUGUAAUAUAUAUAUAUAUAUAUA